AGCCGAGAACACGUGGCAGCAACCACCAAAUUCCUGAUGUCCUUGGUGCCGAGGACAUGUGGCACUCCUGAUGACUUCGGUGUCGAGGACACGUGGCAGCACCUCAAGUCUCUGAUGUCCUUGAUGCCGAAAACACAUGGCAACACCACAAGCACCUCAUUACCUCGGCGUCAAGGACACAUGACAACACCCUCCAAGUUCUUGAUGUCCUUGGAACCAAGGACACGUGUCAAAAUUUCAAGCAAUGGUGACCUUGAUGCUAAGGACACAUGUCAAUCUUUGGUGGAGUCUCAGGAGUUUCCCAUCAGGUAG
Messenger RNA from Ilex paraguariensis (yerba mate), 312 nucleotides. NCBI's taxonomy places the organism in Eukaryota, Viridiplantae, Streptophyta, Magnoliopsida, Aquifoliales, Aquifoliaceae. The record is from the annotation of a GenBank genome assembly.